Messenger RNA from Gracilinanus agilis (Agile Gracile Mouse Opossum), 1146 nucleotides. It is a transcript of the gene CCDC122, whose product is annotated as coiled-coil domain containing 122. The record is from RefSeq and is a predicted model, not a curated record. The transcript has 6 exons. Bases 1 to 1146 code for a protein of 381 amino acids. NCBI's taxonomy places the organism in Eukaryota, Metazoa, Chordata, Mammalia, Didelphimorphia, Didelphidae.
AUGAAUCCAGAAGGCGAGACCGGAGGAAGAGGAGAAGGAAGCGAUGGGGCGGAAUGGCUGGCCCAGAGUGCAGCGACUGCGAAAACGAGGCUGGGAACAGCGCUAGGGCGGAGAGAUAACAGUCGCGGGGCGGGGGAGAGCGGUGGUUUCGAGAACGAGGCUAGGGGUCUUGGGGGCGGGGAAGAGAGCCGCGAAAGCGAGGCUGGAGGAGGAGAUAGAAGAAUUACGCGGAGAAAGCUCAGCGCGUGCCAUGUGUGUAAGGCUGGUUCCUUGAGCGGGAGGGAAGUGGUCUUAGAGGCCAUCUCUGGGACACCGUGGAGCAGGCGGUGUUCCGGGGUUUCAGACCCUGGUUGUGUAACCACUGAUAUGGCUAAGAAAAAUGAUUCUUCAUUUUCUGAUGUUGUAAAAGAAGUCAUAGAGCAACAGCAAUCUCAAACAUCUGAAAUAGAGAAAAAUAAAAAAGUUCUGAUCCAAUUGCAGAAUGAAGUCCGUGAGCUUGAGAAACAAAUGGGAUCUGUCAUAGCAGAGACCAAAGAAACAGAAAAGCAUAUUUAUCAACAAGAAAGUGAAAUAGAAAAAGCCAAGUCUCACUAUCAAAGCCUAGAGGCUCAAAUCAAAUCCUUACAUGCAGAAAAUGUAAAGCUCAAAUUUUCCAUAGAAGUAGCACAAGAAGAGUUUGAGGAGUAUCUUACAAGAAAUAAUGCAUAUGAUGAGAAGAUAAGAGUAUAUAAAGAAAGUAUUGCUGAGGUAGAAAAUAAAUGGCCUUUUAUGAUUAAACUGCAUCAGAAAAAGGAACAAGUUAAAAAAUUAAUGAAAAAGAAAGAAGAACUUUUCCAUGAUCUCCAAAAUCCAGAUGGAAACAUGAUAAAACAAGCACAGGAAGAAAUUAUGAAUCUAAAAGAUAAAAUUAUAACUGUAGAGGCAUCUAUCUCCACAAAAACUAGUUUGCUGGAGGAAGAGAAAAAUGUACAUGAAAAAUUGAGAAAAGAAAUAGAGGUACAAAAUAAAAGGUAUGAUGCUAUUUUAAAGCGCCUACAUUGUCAGGUGAACAAGCUUCAGGCAAACAGAAGACAAUGGCAAUGGAAUAUUCAACAGAUGGAAAAAACUGCAGAGGAACUAAGAAGAUGCAUAGGAAUGAGAAAAUAA